AUGGCACGCACAGCAGCUCCUUCCACGCUACUCGGGCUUGUCGCUCUGGUCCUCACAGCCACCGCUGCGGCUUCCGCGAGCCGGAGCGCGGCGAUCCGCGCGGCGGUGAGGCAGCGGCUGGCGGCUGUGACGCAGCGAGUGGCAGGGCUCAACGGGAACGUGUCCGCCCUCGCCGGGAUGCUCAACGCCUUGAAUUCCGCUCUCAACGGCGCUGGAGUCAAUAGCAGCGUGGUGGGGAAUAUCGCGAAUCUUCUGCCCCAACAGGCGGGCAUGCUGCGUGCCGUGCUGACGUCAUGCAACGGCCUGCUGUCUCUCCAAGCCGGCGCUGCUGACAUUCAGAUCCUCAAGAUUGGCUCGGACUAUCUGCUCACAUACUACCUGUACGUAGCAGGAGUGACCAAGGCCCCGGACUCGCAGGCCAUCUUCAAGGGCAACGCCUGCGGCACCGCUGCUGCUUCAGCAGCCCUCGCCCUGCCUGGCACGUGGGUGCCCAUGAGCCCUGUGUCCUGGUCGCUGGCCAAUGUCGUCAGGGCGUCAGCUGCUGACGUGGCGGAUGUGCUGGCAUCGAUCCAAGGGAUCACCAAUGAUGACCUGUACUUCGGAUUCUCCGGUGCUGACGGGGCACUCUCAGGGAGAGUGAUCGGUGGAAGGGUGUGA
Closterium sp. NIES-65 is the source of this 657-nucleotide messenger RNA. NCBI's taxonomy places the organism in Eukaryota, Viridiplantae, Streptophyta, Zygnematophyceae, Desmidiales, Closteriaceae. The record is from the annotation of a GenBank genome assembly.